Cokeromyces recurvatus is the source of this 3549-nucleotide messenger RNA. RefSeq names its product armadillo-type protein. The transcript has 6 exons. Gene Ontology annotation, molecular function: RNA binding; protein binding. Gene Ontology annotation, biological process: nuclear-transcribed mRNA catabolic process, nonsense-mediated decay. Gene Ontology annotation, cellular component: exon-exon junction complex; cytoplasm. The record is from RefSeq and is a predicted model, not a curated record. Bases 1 to 3549 code for a protein of 1182 amino acids. NCBI's taxonomy places the organism in Eukaryota, Fungi, Mucoromycota, Mucoromycetes, Mucorales, Mucoraceae.
AUGGAUGAAACAAAGAAAGAACUUCGACGAUUAAAUAAGCUUGCAUGGGCAAGAGGGAAAGAAGAAACACCUAAAAGUCUUGACAGCAAUAUUAAGAAGAACACAACAUUCAUCAAGAAAUGUAAAACUUCAUUAGGUACAGAUAUGCGUACCCAACUGCUCAAUGAUAUUAAAAAAUUGAGUCUUGAGAAAUAUAUCUCAGAGAUUGUUAGUGGUGUUAUGGAGGGCAUGUUGAAAUGUAAAUCUAGCAAUGAUAUUGCAGCAUGUGUUGAGGUUGUCUCUGCACUUCAUCAAAGAUUUCCAGAUUCAUUUACUCUAUUACUAUCUUAUCAGUUAGCUAAAGUAUUGCAAGUACCAACAAAACAAUAUUUAGCGUCUUUAAGUGCUGAGCAAAAGGAAAAAGAAGAAUCAGCUCGAAUUAUAAAACAGCGUACUUAUUUACGUAUAAUAUGUGAGCUCUGGCUUGUUCAUGUUUUACGAUAUGUAGAAGAAGGCGUCCCUACUUUAGCAACUAUCAACGUAGGAGGAAUUGACACUCAUCGAGAUGCUGUUGCAGGGCUCUUGGGUGAUAGACAGAAGCAAACACAACAACAACAACAACAACAACAGCAGCAGCAGCAACAACAACAACUACAACAGUCAGCUUCAAAAAAAUAUACAGAUCAAGGAGGAUUUGUGUACAAGGUAUUGAAGGAUAUGCUUUCAAAUGAUAUGGAGCAACAUAUCAAUAUUCCUUUAGUAGCUUCAUUUCUUAAGAAUUACGGGCAAAGUAUAUUAAAUAUUGUACCUCGAAAGCAGCGUGCAGCAGCUGAACAACAUAAUGAAGCAAUACCUAUUUUUACAGUUGACCCAGAUUCUGUUGUCACACCAGAUAUUCAUGCUAUGUUAAUGAAUCUAUUUCAGUCAUAUUAUAAAUCUGUUGAAGUUCAUCUAGUCAAGAUGCAUAAAGCAAUUCAAAAGAUGGAACGACAUAAUAAUGAAGUUUUGUUUUCUCGUGGAGAAUUAUCAGAAGAAAAGAAACAAAGAUUUGAAAAGGCACAGAAGAUAUAUGAAAAGCUAUUAAAUCAUACUCAAACAUUAUCGGAUGCUUUAGAUCUUGAUAUGCCAGAUCUUCCUGUAGAUGAAGUUCAAACAAAACAAUCAAUCAUAAGUAUAAAUGCAGGAAAUUCCUUCAAUGAUGGCAAAGAAAAUUUGGGUAAUGGUAUUUGGGAGGAUGAUGAUGCUCGUAAAUUUUAUGAGGACUUACCUGACCUUCGUGUUCUUGUCCCUGAGGUCUUUUUUGAGUCUCAACCAACUACUAAAAAGGAAACGACGAGUGAAGUAGAGGAGAAGCCAGAAGAGGAUGAAGUAGUAGAAGAAGACGAAGAAGAGAAUACUAACUCUAGAUUAAAUGAAGAAGAUGAAGAUUUGGAGGAUCCUGAAAAUAUCUUAAAUGAAGUAAUUGAGAAUACAACCGCUGAAGAUGGAGAGGAUUCAUCAAAGCCUGCUAUGACAACACAGACAAUUCAAUUAGACAGCUUAAUAACCCGUUUAUCAACCUGCGGUAAUCGUGACUUAAUUGAUAGUGCUGCUGUCGACUUCUGCUACAUGAACAACAAGAAUGCUCGAAAGAAGCUUGUAAAAGCGUUACUGAAUGUACAUAGACAACGUCUUGACCUCUUGCCUUAUUAUUCUCGAUUAAUUGCUACACUUAAUCAGCAUUUCCCAGAUGUAGGUGAGAUGGCUAUUACAGCCUUAACAUAUGAAUUUAAGAGUCUUCAGAGAAGAAAGACACAAGAUUUAUUGGAGACUCGUAUCAAGAAUAUUCGAUUUUUAUCUGAGUUAGCCAAAUUCCGAGUUACACCUUCACAUACUAUCUUCCAUGUCUUUAAGGUUGCACUGGAUGAUUUUACAAAUCAUAACAUUGAUAUUGUCUGUAAUUUAUUAGAGACAUGUGGUCGAUUCUUGCUGAGGACACCAGAAACAAAUGUACGCAUGAGUACUAUGUUAGAAACAGUGAUGAGAAAGAAAAAUGUACAACAUUUAGAUAGUCGAUAUGCCUUAAUGGUUGAAAAUGCUUACUAUCAAGCCAAUCCACCUGAUAAACCAGCUAUACAAAUCAAAGAGAGAUCAACGAUGGAACUCUAUAUUCGUAAACUGAUUUAUGAAGAUCUCUGUAAAAAGACACUUGAUAAAGUUUUGAAGCAAUUACGCAAGUUACAUUGGGAAGAUCUACAAGUUCGUGGAUGGCUUAUUAAAAUAUUUCAAAAAAUCUGGAAAGUUAAAUUUGGCAAUAUUCAUUUGAUGGCUAUUUUAGCUAGUGGUUUAAAUAGGUAUCAUUCAGAUUUUGGAGUUCAAGUGGUGGAUAGCGUAAUAGAAGAGAUACGUAUAGGAUUAGAACAAAAUAUAUUCAAGCAUAACCAAAGACGUAUCGCAGUAGCAAAAUAUUUGGGAGAAUUGUAUAAUUAUCGUAUGAUUGAGUCACCUCUUAUCUUUGAUACUUUGUAUUCUAUUGUCACUUUUGGUCAUGAAUUUGGAAGACCUGCAAGAGAAAGAUUUUGUCCUAUCGAUGCACCCAAUGAUUUCUUCCGUAUUCGUCUCUGUUGUACAUUACUUGAUACAUGUGGUAUGUGCUUUGAUAGAGGUACUUCUAAAAAGAAGUUGGAUAAUUUCUUGACCUUUUUCCAGAUGUAUAUUUUGAGUAAAAAUAAACCACCCAUGGAUGUUGAUUUUAUGAUAUCAGACACCUUUGAAAUGCUACGACCUCAAUUAAACUUAUUUGGAAACUAUGAAGAAGCAAAUGAAGCAGUAGAUCGUAUGCUUUUAGAGCAACUUAAAUCAGUUCAAGGCGCUGAUGUAAGUGGAAAGGCGUUAUUAGAAGAUGGAUUUGAAGAAAGUGAAGGAUCUGAUUCAUCUUCAAGUGAUGAAGAAGAAGAUUUAGAUUUGUUAGAUGAAGCAAACAAAGAUGAAAACGAGAAUGAUAAUACGUUAACAGGCAGUGAAGUCAAUGCUAUAGGUGACGAUGAGGAGGAGGAUGGUGAUGGUGAUGAUGAUGAUAAUGUAGUCGUAUUGAAGACAAAGAAAGAACAGCUCUCAAGAGAAGAAGAAGAAGAAUUUGAAAGAGAGUUUAGUAAAAUGAUGAGUGAAAGUAUUGAGUCACGUAAAUUUGAAAAGAAGGCAGCCAUGUUAGAUGUACCUAUCCCAAUGAAUCUUAGAGGAUCUCAAGAUCGUCGUACGAUAGCACAAGAUAUGAAUAAGCCAGCAACAGAUAAAAUGGCAUUUACAUUAUUAACUAAGAAAGGUAAUCGACAACAGACUAAAGUCAUGGAAAUACCAUCCGAUUCUGUGUUAGCAGUGAGUACACGAACUAAACAAGAAGCUGAAAGAGAAGAAAAACAACAGCUAAAGAAGCUUGUAUUAAAUUAUGAAGAAAGAGAAGAAGCAGCAGCACGUCAAGCUGCUGUAGAGGAAAGAUCUAGAUUGCGUGGUCAUUAUCGUGGAAAAAAAGUAUUACAAAUGGGUGGAGGUGCAGGUCAUCAUUAUGCUACUAAUGGAGGCUCUAACUGGUAA